Molecule: messenger RNA, 638 nt
Organism: Racocetra persica
Lineage: Eukaryota; Fungi; Glomeromycota; Glomeromycetes; Diversisporales; Gigasporaceae
Source: the annotation of a GenBank genome assembly
AUUUGUUAAAAAAGAAUCAAAGUAAUACAUAUAAUCUUUUUGGUUCUUCAUUUGGUGGAAUUGUAGCAUAUGAAAUGGGAUGCAAAUUGGUUAAACAAGGAAAAUCCGUGAAUUUAAUCAUGGUAGAUACACCAACUGGUCAAGACAUGACAAAUUCAACGAUAAGUGUAGCAGAAAUUUUACAUUAUAUUUAUUCCAAAACAUAUAAUUUAGAUGAAUUGAUUGGAAUGGAUGAUGAUGAGAAAGCAUUGCAGAUAGCCAUCGAAAAGGCAUCAACAUUGGAUACGAAACAAAAUCAAGUAAUUAUCCCAGAAGGCUUUGCGAUAACAAUGUUAAAAAGAUAUUUUGAUGUGAUUAAAUUUAAUAUAAAAGCAAUGAAAACAUAUCAAUUGCCAAGAUCCGAAAAACCGAUACCAAUUAUAUAUUUCAAAGCAAAGAUAAGGAACAAUUUAGAUCUUGAAUUUCCAGAAAAAUCUUGGAUUAAAAUACAAGAAAUUAAUGGGGGAAAGUUGGAUUGUAUUGAAUUGGAUGGGGAUCAUAUUAGUGUGAAUUUAUAUCCGGCAUGUAAAACAAUUACUGAUUAUAUCAAACAAUAUUUUAAAUCUAAUUAUCAUCAUUCUAAAGAGAGAAUUAAUUAG